This is a messenger RNA of Schistosoma bovis, 2558 nucleotides long. Lineage: Eukaryota; Metazoa; Platyhelminthes; Trematoda; Strigeidida; Schistosomatidae. The record is from the annotation of a GenBank genome assembly.
UUUAGUGACAUUGAAUAUUGUAUGUGUGCGAGUGCGCCUUCCCUGAAUCUUUGUAGAAGAGAUGUCAAAGGAUAUCCCUAAGCUUGACCCGUUUAGAACUAAGGCAGAAAUAAAGGGAAAGAAACAGAAAAGAUCCCAAGGAUCUUCACAUUAUAGACCAAAAGCACCAACUGAACUGACACGUUUACCGGCAUUUAAAGAUGUCUCUCCUUCUGAGCACCAAGAGUUGUUUGUGAAGAAACUUCAGCAAUGCUGCGUUGUCUUCAACUUUGAGGACUCAACCUCUGAUGUCAGUAGUAAAGAGAUCAAAAGAACUUUCUUGAAUGAGCUGGUAGAGUACAUAAGCGUAACAAGGAACGCCUUGAAUGAAUCUGUUUACCAACCGAUUGUUUCCAUGAUUGCCUGCAACAUAUUCAGACCUCUCCCACCCUCUGACAAUCCGGACUUUGAUCCCGAGGAAGACGAUCCAAUUUUGGAAGCAGCUUGGCCUCACCUUUCAUACGUCUAUGAGUUUUUCCUGCGUUUCCUUGAGUCUCCUGAUUUUCAACCAGUUGCUGCUAAAAAAUAUAUUGACCAGAAAUUUGUACUUCAAUUACUGGAGCUGUUCGAUAGCGAGGAUCCUCGAGAACGUGAGCUGCUAAAGACCGUGGUUCAUCGCAUCUACGGGAAGUUUUUGGGAUUAAGGUCUUUUAUCAGGAAGCAGAUUAACAAUAUAUUUCUAAGAUUCAUAUAUGAAACGGAACAGUUCAAUGGUGUUGGGGAGUUGCUUGAAAUUUUGGGGAGUAUUAUAAAUGGCUUCGCCCUCCCACUUAAGUCUGAACACACUCGGUUCCUUGCAAAAGUUUUGAUCCCACUUCACAAAGCUAAGUCCUUAGUGACCUUCCAUCCUCAACUUGCUUACUGCAUAGUCCAGUUCUUGGAUAAAGAUGCGACUCUGACAGAGCAGGUUGUUCGCGGACUCUUAAAAUUUUGGCCCAAAACCUACUCUCAAAAAGAAGUUAUGUUUUUAGGUGAAAUUGAAGAAAUCCUAGAAGUUAUUGAGCCUUUACAAUUCCAGAUUAUUAUGGUCCCUCUUUUUAAACAAAUUGCGAAGUCAGUCUCAAGUUCCCACUUUCAGGUUGCUGAACGAGCACUAAGUUAUUGGAACAAUGAUAAUAUAGUUUCUCUUAUUGAAGAAAAUCAUGACACCCUUAUACCAAUAUUAUUCCCAUCCUUCUAUCGUAUUUCACGUGAGCAUUGGAAUCAAACAAUUGUAGCUUUGGUCGGAAAUGUUCUGAAAAUCUUUAUGGAAAUGAAUACAAAUUUGUGCAAUCAGUUAGCUGAAAAACACAAAGUAGAACGUCAAAGGGAACGUAAACGGGAGAAGGAACGUGAAGAAUUAUGGAAGAAACUUGAGCAGCUGAGGAUGUCUGGUUCGGGCGACACACCUGGCCCACCAAAUAUUGAUUCCAAAACCAGCUCUGCAAUUACCAACAAUGCUUUCACUAACGUCCAUCAACUUGGGGUAAAUGUGACUAAGCGCUAGAUGCAGCUCUCCAACCACUUGUUUCACACAAUAUCGGCCAUAUAAUAUUGCGUUUCAUGAUCCAUACAUCUUAGAAGCCUCAUGAUUCAUUCCGUAUUGCGUUAGAGAUUUUUGUGAGUUAAAUAGUGCUGAACAUGUAACUUGGUCCUUAAGUACAACUUGAUUAGUGCAUGUUUGCCCAUCCAUUUAUUGAAUGAAUGAGGGUAUAUUCUUUUCUUGAAGUGACUAUUAUACUUUUUGUUCUCUGCUUCAAUUAAAUACCACAUAUUGUUAUUUAAUGUGACCUCAAUUGUAAUUUCAUGAACAUAAUUUGUAUGUUGAUUUUAUAGUCAUAAGACACAUAAUCACUCACUUAUAACCCCAUUAAUCUGUAAAUCCAUCGACAGGACAAUAGAGAUAUCAAAGUGGUUAUUAUCCUAAAUUUUUGUGAAUGGCUUUCGCAGUUUUAUUAAUAUCAUGCCCAGUUCAAACUUGAAGAAAUCACAUUCACGAAAUGUCUUUUAAAUUCUUUUUGGAUGACUUAUUGUUUUACUUGAAAAUCUACUCGGUGUUUCUUUCUGUGUACCUAUAUUUUUUACAGAAAACCGAGUAUAGACGUAAAUAAUAUAUGGAACGCAUUUCUGGAUUUUACUGUACCCUUAGUUAUUUAUUAUGCUUUUCACGAAACGCUUAAAAAUCUCAGCUCCAUGUAUAUCGUAUUUGAAUACCAUUGAGGUUGAGUCCUUCAGCCAUUAUUACGUUGCCUUUUUGGGAGAUAUGAAAUUGAUUUCUAUUAGUAAUUGUCACGAUAGCUAUUCACAGAUACUAAAAAUCGAAACAUCAUACUGGCUAUUUUCCCCUUGCGAGAAGUUUUGCAUCCAAACAAUAAUGCGAAUUACAGAUUGUGGUACUACUGUUAUAAUGCUGUUUUAAGGAUGACCCUCUGAUGAAAUUCAGUUCUGUACUACAUUUCCAUCUACUUAUAACGUCUAACAAUUUCCGUGAUUUUAUAAUCCUAUAUGUGCAAGUUUUUCUUACAACAAUUCAGUUUCUG